Molecule: messenger RNA, 3062 nt
Organism: Scheffersomyces amazonensis
Lineage: Eukaryota; Fungi; Ascomycota; Pichiomycetes; Serinales; Debaryomycetaceae
Gene: ZCF5
Product: Zcf5p
Exons: 4
Coding region: 1-2949 (982 amino acids)
Biological process (GO): regulation of DNA-templated transcription; DNA-templated transcription
Cellular component (GO): nucleus
Molecular function (GO): zinc ion binding; DNA binding; DNA-binding transcription factor activity, RNA polymerase II-specific
Source: RefSeq, a predicted model, not a curated record
AUGAUAUCUCACCCAUCUCAGUCUCCUCACCAGUCUUCGUCCGAAUGGCUGGACGACUCUGCAACUGCCUCCACUAAACUCACCACCACAACUUCAGUAUCCUCAACUUCAUCGUCCACAGCCACCCCCUCUUUAAGUUCUAAGCGAGCUAGAAAUUUACGAGUGUUAGCCGAUGGACAAGUGUUGAAAGUACAAAAGACCCGACAACGGAAAAUCCUCAGUUGCAUUUAUUGUCAUUCUAAAAAGAUCAAAUGUUCCCGACAACAACCCAUCUGUAACAAUUGUGAUAAGUUGGGAUUUGAAUGUAAAUACUUUGUCAAUGAACGGAUAAGUCGAGGAGCAUCUAGUACGGCCGCAUCCUCCAUCUCCCAGGGCUCUGUCCCCAUUGACACCUUCUCCAAAGCGUCCGGUACGCCAGGAGGUAUUCUUCCUGAACUUUCAUUAAAUUACCUUAAUUUAAAUUUCAAUAUGACUAACGGAUCCGCUACAAACUUGAAUGCGGCUGUCCCCAGUGGACCUCCAACAUCAGCUACGGAUGAUCAAUGUGUCUUUAACUUAUCAUCCUUCACGUUUGCCAAUCAGGAGGGCUUGCUUUCCGCAUCAUUGCCGUCCAAUUUCAAUUCUCCUGUGACUCACCACAGUGUCCAAACCACCGCCGCCGCCGCCGCUGCCACGACGACGACAUUAUCUCAUAGUAACAGUAACUCCAACAUUAGUGGAUUGUUCACAAAGUCCAUGGACUCGGCCGCACCUUCCAAGAUGAAUAUGCCUCCUACUCCGUUGUCUAGUGAUACCCCAUCCAGUGGUAAGACGGCGCAGCCCAAUAAUCCGGGCUUACAUAACUCGCUCAAUGCCUACUCUUCGAAUCCGGCUACGACCAUCAACUACUUGUAUGGCACCAACACGUACUACUCCAACGAUAACUUAUUGGAAGACUUGUUGAAGCACUUGCCGCAGAGCAAAGAGCGGUCGUUUGAGUUGAUCGACCGGUACAUCAACUCGGUGCAUCUCCUCUUGCCCGUAGUGGUAAACCUAUCGGACUUCUUGAAGGAACACGAACGGUACUGGACGCUCAUGGGAGUCAAGACCACCACCACCAACUUCAACUACUUACAGUUCUACACGCUCUACUUCCCCAUCUUGUAUGCGUCCACCAUCUCCGAGUUCGAGGAGUACGACAACUUACUCUUGAACCAGGACAUCAACCGGUACUUGAAGGCAUUCAACAAGAUCUGUCAGUACUACAACUACCCACACGGCCUCAAGACCAUCCCGUUGCUCUUGGGGAAUGUCAUCAUCCAAUCCACGUCUCCCAACCCUUCCACCAUGGAAAUGUCGCAGAUCAUUCGGUAUGCCAAGUUCCUACAAAUGCAUAAGGAUCCGCUAAUCACCCUCCGCAUCAACGACUGGGAAGUCAUCAAGUUCCGUCGACUCUUGUGGUGGGUGAUCUUUGGCCUCGAUGCUCUAACGUCGCACAACUUCUGUCUCCCUCCCGUGUGUAAGUUUGAAGACUUCAAUGUAUUGAUGCCCGAGGAGGAAGAGCCCAUCUUUGAUAAGUUGGGCAUAGUCAAGGAAAAGAAGUUGAAUGUCAGUAUCUUAUCCAUGAACGUCAAGUUCAAGUACGAUCGGAUUCUCAGUGAGUUGGUGUACCACUUACACAAUGGACUCUCAUCCAACAUCACUCCCAUCCAGAUCAAUGAGAUUAAGGCCAUGAUCUCCGACUACUUCAAGUACAUCCAUGUGUCCAUCUACAAGAUGAACCAGUUCUAUAAGAUGAAUCCUCCGUCGACGGUUCAGGAGAUGAAUCUCAUCAAUUUCAUAAAGAACCACUCGUGGAGCUUUGUGGACCGAGCCCUCAUGCUCUUGCACAAGAAGAUCCUAUUUGGAGAUAAUACCAAUGAGUAUAACAACCAUAGCGAUCAUGAUAACUAUGGGUUGAAGACUGGCAAUCAGUACUUGCAUCAUCGGACCAGUAUCAACGAUACAGACGAUGACUUGGAAGUAGGAACGCUCUCAAAGUCUCGCAAUGGAGUGUUAUCACUAAGUCAGUAUGAAGAUACCUUUGGAAGAAUCCAAGAAGCCAACAUUAUCUUGAACUUUAAUAACUCGUCCAUCUCGCUCUUGCGGUUCAACCAAUCCGAGAACUUCUCGUACGAAAACAUCCACAACAAUUUGAUUCCGUCGAUCUUACAUAACUUGAAUGACUUUUUAAAGUAUAAUGAUUUCAUUAAGUUUGGCAAGUAUAAUUGGUAUAUAAAGAGAACUAUCCCUAUCGAUUCGGUAAUUCUUAUGUUCAUUAUCAUUACUGUCAAGUUCAAGUAUGAAUUCAUGACUUUGAAUGAGUUGUGUAUUUAUGUUAAACUUAUCAAUAAGGCGUUAUUCAUCUUGAAUCGCAAAUGGUUUAAGAAUGAAAAGUAUAAACGGAUGUUAUCUCUUACCAACUUAACAUGGGAAUUCUUAUUGAAGAGAUACAGUAUAAUUGAAUUGAUUAAUCAGUAUAAUGAAGCCAACGGUAAUAAUGUCGGAGGAAGAAUCGAAUUCUUUGAUUAUCAAGUCACAGGAUACAUGAACAUGAAUGAUUUGUUUAAUGUAAUGGAUGUACCCCAACCCAUCUUUGAUGAUGAGGCCUUUAUGGAAGAGAUAAAUCAUAAUCAUAAUCAUAAUCAUAAUCAUAAUCAUCGAUUGAGUUCUAGUACGGGUACAGGUACUGGUACGGGAUCGAAUUCUUUAGUACCUACUGAUCCUAUACGAACCCCUAUGACGAAUAACCAAUUGGCUAUCAUCAGUCAUAACUUGAGUCCGGAAACCAAAUCGGAAUUAAUCCAGUUGAAUGAAAAGAUCUACUAUGAUCUUCGUAACAACUUUGUGGAUAUCAAUGAUUACUGUGCAUUCUAUUCUAGUUUGGAGAAUAUCCUCCAUGAGUUGAUGGACUAUGUGCACAAGGCGUAAUUCUCUGAUAUAGUAUAUAAACUAUCUAGUCUUCUAAUUUAGUACUGCUUUCUGCUUAAGAAUUAAUGUAGGAGAAGUAAUACAAAUACUACAAAUACAAAUACAAAUACAAG